Molecule: messenger RNA, 1879 nt
Organism: Phacochoerus africanus (Common warthog)
Lineage: Eukaryota; Metazoa; Chordata; Mammalia; Artiodactyla; Suidae
Gene: DRG2
Product: developmentally regulated GTP binding protein 2
Exons: 13
Coding region: 95-1189 (364 amino acids)
Biological process (GO): cytoplasmic translation
Cellular component (GO): cytoplasm
Molecular function (GO): GTPase activity; GTP binding
Source: RefSeq, a predicted model, not a curated record
GCACGGGGACGCCGUUCUCCGUGGGCUUCCGGCGCACGUUGGUCGCUGUGCCGCCGCGGACUCUGUCGCGGGUGCCCCCGGCUCCGCCGCCGCCAUGGGGAUCCUGGAGAAGAUCUCCGAGAUCGAGAAGGAGAUUGCGCGCACGCAGAAGAACAAGGCCACCGAGUACCACCUGGGCCUGCUGAAGGCGAAGCUGGCCAAGUAUCGGGCCCAGCUGCUGGAGCCCUCCAAGUCGGCCUCCUCCAAAGGCGAGGGCUUCGACGUCAUGAAGUCCGGCGACGCCCGGGUGGCGCUGAUUGGCUUUCCCUCCGUGGGUAAGUCCACCUUCCUGAGUCUGAUGACCUCCACCGCCAGCGAGGCUGCGUCCUACGAGUUCACCACCCUGACCUGCAUCCCGGGGGUCAUUGAAUACAAAGGCGCCAACAUCCAGCUCCUGGACCUUCCUGGCAUCAUCGAGGGCGCCGCACAAGGGAAAGGCCGAGGCCGACAGGUGAUCGCAGUGGCUCGCACGGCAGACGUGGUCAUCAUGAUGCUGGACGCCACCAAGGGAGAGGCGCAGAGGUCCCUGCUGGAGAAGGAGCUGGAGUCGGUGGGGAUCCGCCUCAACAAGCACAAGCCCAACAUCUACUUCAAGCCCAAGAAAGGAGGCGGCAUCUCCUUUAACUCGACGGUCACGCUGACCCAGUGCUCGGAGAAGCUGGUGCAGCUGAUCCUGCACGAGUACAAGAUCUUCAACGCGGAGGUGCUCUUCCGAGAAGACUGCUCCCCGGACGAGUUCAUCGACGUGAUUGUGGGCAACCGCGUGUACAUGCCCUGCUUGUAUGUUUAUAACAAGAUUGACCAGAUCUCCAUGGAGGAAGUGGACCGCCUGGCCCGGCAGCCUGACAGCGUGGUCAUCAGCUGUGGCAUGAAGCUCAACCUGGACUACCUGCUGGAGGUGCUCUGGGAGUACCUGGCCCUGACCUGCAUCUACACCAAGAAGAGAGGACAGCGGCCGGACUUCACAGACGCCAUCAUCCUCCGGAAAGGGGCCUCGGUGGAGCACGUGUGCCACCGCAUCCACCGCUCGCUCGCCAGCCAGUUCAAGUACGCGCUGGUGUGGGGCACCAGCACCAAGUACAGUCCCCAGCGGGUGGGGCUGACCCACACCAUGGAGCACGAGGACGUCAUCCAGAUCGUGAAGAAGUAGCCCCCCGCCCCGCGCCGCCCCCGGAGGCCACACCGAAGCCCAAACAGCCAGUACAAGCGCACACCAGGAAGAGGCUGGCAUCUCUGCCAGUGGCAGAAGCUCCUUCGGUGGGCAGGCGGUGGAGAGCACGCGGGGGCAGAAGGACAAGGCGGGACGGGCUGGGCCGGUCAUGUUUCCACGACACUGGCCCCUGGAAGGGUCCUGAGGUUGGACCCCUGGGCCCGCACCCUCCCCCUGCUCCUUCGGGCACUGUGGGAGCGAGUUGCCCACGUCCGCCCAGCUGGAGCCUGGUGCAGAUGGCUGGCUUGGUGUGGGCGGGAGCCAGGCCGGCCUGGGUCCCUGGAGCUGGUGUGCUGUUGGGGCAUCUCCUGCCAGCUUCUCUGGCUCUCAGGACGGGGCGGCCUAGGACACGCCCCUCUAUCCACCCCCUUCCCAGGGCCACCCCUGAUGGGAAGCAGAGGUCUGGGGCUUUAAAGGCCCCCCUCACACCCUCCACAGCCUGACAGGUCCUGAAGGGCCCCCCUUCCUGGGGCAGCCCCUGCCCAGUACAACACCCAGGACCCAGCCUGUGCAGACACCCCCCCCCACCUGGGGCGGGGACUUCGGGGUCUGGGCUCUGCAUCUUCUCUCGGAGCCCCCCGCCCCCAGUCUCGGUCUCCUCCCGAAAUAAAAGAUGGCGAUUCCUCUUCA